Molecule: messenger RNA, 7732 nt
Organism: Sus scrofa (pig)
Lineage: Eukaryota; Metazoa; Chordata; Mammalia; Artiodactyla; Suidae
Gene: PHF8
Product: PHD finger protein 8
Source: RefSeq, a predicted model, not a curated record
AUGCCUCCACUAGUCAAGCAAGCCUGCCUCUUUGUUCUGAUGGCCCUCUUGAGCAAUUUUAUUAUUACCUCUCAGAGUUCCCCAGGUUUCCCCAUCUACGGUCCCAGUCCUGUAUUGGGACUUCUACAAUUACCUGUGUAACUAUCCUACUCCACCCCUAUCACCUUGACUAUCUAAAAUAGACUACAUUCUAUUCAAAGCUUUCUGUCUUACAACUUCUUUUAUUUUCCUCAUAGCACUCACUGCAAAUAAGUGUUUGAAAUUCUCUUAUUUGACUUACUUUAUUGUCUGUCUCCCUCACUGGACUAUGAAUCACAGGAGGACAGGGACCUUGUCUGAAUCCUCAGUGCCUAGAACAGUGCUUCAUAUAGUGUAGGUGCUCAAUAAAUAUAUAUAUGAAAUUGUCUGAUUAUUGACUGACCCCCAUGAAGAAUGUCAGCACCGUGAAGGUCAAGACCUUAUCUGGGUUACCACUACAUCCUCACACCUAGUACAGUGCCUCAUGUAUCGUAGAUGCUCCACAAAGAAUUGAGUGAAUUAAUGUUCCACACACAUCUUAAGACACUUCAAACUACACUUAGUUUCUUCUUCCCCACCAAACCUUUUUCCUUCUGUGUAUCCUAGCUCAGUCAAUGGCACCAUCAUCCAGAAAUGACAACCAACCCAGAAAUGAACUCAAGCUCCUUUCACUCAUUCACCCACUGUUUUCAAUUAGUCUCCUAUCCCUGCCUAUUCAACUUCCAAAAUAUCCCAUUUAUUUGAUCAUUUUCUACCCCUACUGCAACUGUUCUGAUUCAGGCCUCAUCUUUUUUUCAUGACUAAUGCAACUGCCUCCUCCUCUCCGCCUCCCCCUUUAUUCCCCUUUUAUUAUGGAGUACUUCAUAAAUUUGCAUGUCAUCCUUGUACAGGGGCUAUGCUAAUAUUCUCUUUUCCAAGUUAAUCUAUGUGCUGCUGAAGUGAAUACCCUCCUACCGCCUUGUGAAGCUAAGAAAGCUUAAGCUGCAGGGCUUGUCCCUUGCCAUAUGGUCACAUGGUCAUGUUUCAUAAGGACUGCAAAAUAUAUUUAAACCACAACUGGUUAAAUUGCUGUCCCUUUCCACUGAGGGUUUUCUGCUCACAUUUUCCAUGUAUUAGGUGGUGGUGGAGCUGCCUCAGACAUUUUUGAGAUCCAGCUAAGUGGAAGUUGAUUUGGGGGAUGCAUUUUUGUUUGGGUUUCGUGGGGACAUUUGUAUAUAGUUUGAAUCAUUUCUAUUUAUAGUUAUUAGUCAGGUAUAGGAAUGACCUCUAGGAAUACUCUACCUUUGAACUUAAUCUUCUAUUUACAACUCUAUAUUCUUAAUGAAAUCCUACCACACAAACUGUGUAAGCUUUGAGUCCCACUAAACCUGGAUUGUCCUGUGGCUAAGCCACAAACGUGACUCAAAAGCCUGCAGUGAUUUCUUAUUGCUCACAGAACAAAAUCUAAUACUUAGCUUCUUUUUGUAACUGUUUUCCCAUGUGCAUCCGUGCAUUUGUACAUGAUAAUCCUUUUACACAUAAAACGUUAAUUUUGCGAACUUUUAUAUACCUUCCAUGUCUCUCUGAAAUCUUCCUUGACAGCAGCAAUCAGCUUCUGAGGCAUUUUCUUAGCCUCAUUUUGCACCUUGCUAGAGGUAUCUGCGUGCUCUAUUCCAAUUGUUUACUUGCAAGCUUGUCUCCUGCACUGGCUGGUAAUUUCCCACUGCAAAGCCUCUCUUUUUCAUCAUUGUAUCCCCAGGGCCUAAACCCCCAUCACUUAGGAACUCGGUGCGUGCACAAACACAUUUUCUUUUCUAAAGCGGUGGGACCCUUUAAGAAAAUGAAACAGUAAGAGGAUUCCUAGGGAAUAUUCUAGAAUGUCUGAGAAAACCAGCGCCACCUUGAAGCAUGUGUGUGGAGUUCAAGCUACUCAACCUCUUCUGCCACCCCACCCUCAGGCUGUAGUCAGAAAAUCGUGGGACAGGGUGAAGAGUAAACGACCCCGAGACCGUGUGAAAGGGCCUGUCCUGCUGAAGGCGCUCACAAAGAACAGAAGCUUCCUCUUCGUCCAGAGAGGACGCGUGCUGCUGCCUCCCGCUCCUUUUGACGCUAAGAACCUGGCCCGCCGCAGAACGCUCCAAGGCCCGGCGAAGAUGGCCUCGGUACCGGUGUAUUGCCUCUGUCGGCUGCCUUAUGAUGUGACCCGCUUCAUGAUUGAGUGUGACAUGUGCCAGGACUGGUUUCAUGGCAGUUGUGUUGGUGUCGAAGAGGAGAAGGCUGCUGACAUUGACCUCUACCACUGCCCCAACUGUGAGGUCUUACAUGGGCCCUCCAUCAUGAAAAAACGACGCGUAUCUUCAAAAGGCCAUGAUACACACAAGGGGAAGCCAGUAAAGACCGGAAGUCCUACAUUCAUUCGAGAGCUUCGGAGUAGGACCUUUGACAGCUCAGAUGAAGUGAUUCUGAAGCCCACUGGAAGUCAGCUGACCGUGGAAUUCCUGGAAGAGAAUAGCUUCAGUGUGCCCAUCCUGGUCUUGAAGAAGGAUGGAUUGGGGAUGACACUGCCCUCACCAUCAUUCACUGUGAGGGAUGUGGAACACUAUGUUGGUUCUGACAAAGAGAUUGAUGUGAUCGAUGUGACUCGCCAGGCUGACUGCAAGAUGAAGCUUGGUGAUUUUGUGAAAUAUUAUUAUAGUGGAAAGAGGGAGAAAGUCCUCAAUGUCAUUAGUUUGGAGUUCUCUGAUACCAGGCUUUCUAACCUUGUGGAAACACCCAAGAUUGUUCGAAAGCUCUCAUGGGUGGAGAACUUGUGGCCGGAGGAGUGUAUCUUUGAGAGGCCCAAUGUGCAGAAGUACUGCCUCAUGAGUGUGCGGGAUAGUUAUACAGACUUUCACAUUGACUUUGGUGGCACCUCAGUCUGGUACCAUGUGCUCAAGGGUGAGAAGAUCUUCUAUCUCAUCCGCCCUACAAAUGCCAACUUGACUCUCUUUGAGUGCUGGAGCAGCUCCUCUAACCAGAAUGAGAUGUUCUUUGGGGACCAGGUGGACAAAUGCUACAAGUGUUCUGUGAAGCAAGGACAGACACUUUUCAUUCCUACAGGAUGGAUCCAUGCUGUGCUGACCCCUGUGGACUGCCUUGCCUUUGGAGGGAACUUCUUACACAGCCUUAACAUUGAAAUGCAGCUCAAAGCCUAUGAGAUUGAGAAGCGGUUGAGCACAGCAGACCUCUUCAAGUUCCCUAACUUUGAGACCAUCUGUUGGUAUGUGGGAAAGCACAUCCUGGAUAUCUUUCGAGGUUUGCGAGAAAACAGGAGACACCCUGCCUCCUACCUGGUCCAUGGUGGCAAAGCCCUGAACUUGGCCUUUAGAGCCUGGACAAGGAAAGAAGCUCUGCCAGACCACGAGGAUGAGAUCCCAGAGACAGUGAGGACUGUACAGCUCAUUAAAGAUCUGGCUAGGGAGAUCCGCCUGGUGGAAGAUAUCUUCCAACAGAACGUUGGGAAGACGAGCAAUAUCUUUGGGCUGCAGAGGAUCUUCCCAGCUGGCUCCAUUCCCUUAACCAGGCCAGCCCAUUCCACUUCAGUAUCCAUGUCCGGGCUGUCACUGCCCUCCAAAAGUGGUUCAAAGAAGAAAGGCCUGAAGCCCAAGGAACUCUUCAAGAAGGCAGAGCGAAAGGGCAAGGAGAGCUCAGCCUUGGGGCCUGCUGGCCAAUUGAGCUAUAAUCUCAUGGACACAUACAGUCAUCAGGCACUGAAGACAGGCUCUUCCCAGAAAGCAAAGUUCAACAUCACCGGUACCUGCUUGAAUGACUCAGAUGAUGACUCGCCAGACGUGGACCUUGAUGGGAGUGAGAGCCCACUGGCCCUAUUGAUGUCUAAUGGCAGUACCAAGAGGGUAAAGAGCUUAUCCAAGUCUCGGCGAGCCAAGAUCUCGAAGAAGGCAGACAAGGCUAGGCUGGUGGCAGAACAGAUGAUGGAGGAUGAAUUUGACUUGGAUUCAGAUGAUGAACUACAGAUUGAUGAGAGACUGGGAAAGGAGAAGGCGACCCUGAUAAUAAGACCAAAAUUUCCUCGAAAGUUGCCCCGUGCGAAGCCUUGCUCUGACCCCAACCGAGUUCGUGAACCAGGGGAAGUUGAGUUUGACAUUGAGGAGGACUAUACAACAGAUGAGGAUGUGGUAGAAGGGGUUGAAGGCAAGCUUGGGAAUGGGAGUGGAGCCGGUGGAAUUCUUGAUCUGCUCAAGGCCAGCAGGCAGGUGGGGGGACCUGACUAUGCUGCCCUCACCGAGGCUCCUGCCUCUCCCAGCACUCAGGAGGCCAUCCAGGGCAUGCUGUGCAUGGCCAACCUGCAGUCCUCAUCGUCCUCACCAGCUACCUCCAGCCUGCAGGCCUGGUGGACCGGGGGGCAGGACCGAAGCAGUGGGAGCUCCAGCAGUGGGCUGGGCACAGUGUCUAGCAGUCCUGCUUCCCAGCGCACCCCAGGGAAGCGGCCCAUCAAGCGGCCAGCAUACUGGAGAACCGAGAGCGAGGAGGAGGAGGAGAACGCCAGUCUCGAUGAGCAGGACAGCUUGGGAGCAUGCUUCAAGGAUGCAGAGUAUAUUUACCCUUCUCUGGAGUCAGACGACGAUGAUCCUGCUUUGAAAUCUCGACCCAAGAAAAAGAAGAAUUCAGAUGAUGCUCCAUGGAGUCCUAAAGCCCGUGUGACCCCAACUCUGCCGAAGCAGGACCGUCCUGUGCGUGAGGGGACCCGGGUAGCUUCCAUUGAGACAGGGUUGGCUGCAGCAGCUGCAAAGUUGGCUCAGCAGGAGCUACAGAAAGCCCAAAAGAAGAAAUAUAUCAAGAAGAAGCCUUUGUUGAAGGAGGUAGAACAGCCUCGCCCUCAAGAGCCCAAUCUCAGUGUGGCAGCGCCAGCCCCAACUCUGGCCACUACACCACAGCUUCUCACCUCCUCCUCUCCCCUGCCUCCUCCUGAGCCUAAACAAGAGGCCCUCUCAGGAAGUCUUGCUGACCAUGAGUAUACUGCUCGUCCCAAUGCCUUUGGCAUGGCCCAGGCAAACCGCAGCACCACACCCAUGGCCCCUGGUGUCUUCUUGACCCAGCGACGCCCUUCAGUUGGCUCUCAGAGCAAUCAAGCAGGACAAGGAAAGCGCCCCAAAAAGGGCCUGGCUACAGCAAAGCAGAGACUCGGCCGUAUCCUGAAAAUCCACAGAAAUGGAAAACUGCUUCUGUGAGCUCCCUUGUGUCCUGCCCCUCACCCCUUCACCCCCAUUGCCUUCUCCGUUGUCAAUUCUCGGGGCACUCCUGGAUCCUACUGGCCCCGGACAAGGUGCUGAGGGGCAUUGUCCUGCUUUCUUGGAACUGACCAAAGGCAUGGACUCUCCCACGGGCCCCUUCACCGACCCCCUCAACUUCCUUCCCCACUUCCACUAGAGCAUCCUGCCUUUCUUUCCCAUAUCUCUGAGUGGCAGGUAAAUGGGAGAGGUUUCCAGCUGACUAGAACUCUUUUCUGCUGCUCUAGUCCAUUUCCCUUGUCUGCCCUUUACUCUUGCCCCCACCUAGAGCUGGAAGGCAGAAUGAGGAGAGGCAUUAGGAGAGCCUGGGCACCUCGGUAUUUCCCUGGUCAUGAAAUGGGAGGCCCAGUGCUCAACACUUUUCUAUGGCUUCAGCCCUGUCUCCAAAAACCUGCCUCUGCCCAUUCUCCUUCCUACCCUCAGCCCAGUAGAUGGGUCCCACUCCAGACUUGUUCCUGGAAGAAGGCUCUGGCCUCUGCUCCCUCUUGCCAAAUGCUUCAUGGAAAUAAAGAGGAGGGCCCAGAGUCUCCUUACUGCCCCACCAUGGGCCAUUUCCAGAGGUGGCCUAGAAAGACCACGGGCUGACUUUACUCAUCCUUGGGAAGAAGAGAUUUCUAUCACUUCUCAAGGUGGGGGGAGGACCAAUGCCCAUGCCUUUGACCAUGACUUUGUGGCUCAUUGGAGGAAGCUACUUUGGAGUGGCUACAGAUGAAGCCACCUGUCCCAGGGUGAGCUCUAGAGAUUUGCCUGGAUUUUGAGGUCCUGCAGAGCAUUAUUCACAUAGCAGUAGGCUCCAACCCAGGAGGCAAAACCCAUCUCCCAAAGGCCUGAAAGCACCUGCCACUGAAGCAGAUAGCCCUUGCUCUGCAGCCUGUUCCCUUCACCUGUACCACAGAGCACAGCCUGGACCUUCUGAAGAAGAUGUGGCAGGACAGCUCACCCCUGGGUUCUCCAUCAGGAGCCUCCCUGCUUCUCUCUUCACCUUGAGGUCUUUGUCUGAAGAAGACCUCGGAACUCACACCUUCACUCCUGGGCCUUUGCACUUCCAGAUGUCAAGUGGACACUCAAGCAGAGUGCAGACAGGCCACUCGGGAGUCUGAGCCUAGGAGCAGAGAUGCCCAUCUGUAAAGGAGCAGAUCAUCUGAUCCUCUCUCCCCCUUUUCCCUUUGUGAAUGUUUCAGUUGUCCAGACAGUGCCCAUCCCCUCCCUCAUCCUUCCCCAGCUCCCUCCACCUCCGCCUGUCUUGCCUCCCUGGUGACCUGGACUGGAUGGAGAAUGUCUCCCUCUCUCCAUUUUGGUACUACCCAAGUGGAGUGCAUCCUUGUUCUCUACCCCUCACUUUGACCUCACCCCAGUUUUCUCAGUGCUUCUGGGGAACUUAACAACUACCAUGCAGGCCACAGGGAAUAUGUGAGGCUUCCCUAGUCAUCUUUGUGUCUCCAGUUUGUCUUUUUUUUCUCCACAGCCCCACAUCUACUCUCCUUCCUUGGAAUCAGGGGUCCCUUAGCUCCAUUUGCUUUUUCUAUCUUGGGGACCCCAGGGGCCAAGCAGUCCUCCAUCUAGUCACACCAAAGGCAAAAAGCCUGGCUACCUCCCCCCCAGCACGUGAGGUUCUCCACUCUCCCCCCUUUUUCUGCCCAGCUUUGCUUUUCUUGGGUAUUUCAAGGCAGCAGAGGGAAGCAAGGGAGGGAAGGGGGGCAGCCUAUGUCUCUGUAGGCAACUGCCUGACUAGGCCCUGACUGCUGUAACCAAGACCAGGACCCCAGCCCUUCUGCCCAUUAACACCCCCUUCCCCUUGAUCUUUCAAAGGCAGCUAAUUGCUAGCAUAUCCCCCUGGUUCCAGGCCUCUUUCCCCUCUGUUUCUUAGAAGUUUCUGUGGAGCUGAAACCCAACCUCCAUUUGACUGGGUUUCUGUUUAGUUUAGUUGGGCUCUCAGAGCCUGCUGUUGUUUUGUGUUUUAAAUGAAAAGCAAGUUUACCCUCAGAUUUAUGCUUUUCCAAAGAGGCUAGUGUGCUUUUUUUUUUUUUUUUUAAUGUUUCAGGUUCUAAGUGAAGUGAGUUGGGGAGGGGUUGGGAAUGGUCAUAACCAAGGUUUAGAACAUGGUGAGAGAGUUACCUCUGGUCUCUAAUCCCUAGCACAGAGCUGGGGGUUGGGUAGGGGGCAGGGAGAGAGGAUUUCUAUUCACCUUUAAUAUAUUUUUACAAAAAAGCAAUUUAAAAACAAGCCCACCGCUUCUGUACAUGUCUAAAUAUAUUUUUAGAAGUGGGUAGGAUUGUGAAUUUCUGAUGCAGGGCCUUUUUAUAAACAGGUUAGAAUAGCAUCACCAUACAAACUUCUCUGUUGUUUUUUUCCCUCUGUUUUUUUCUUAUGUUGUGUUACUAAUGUAAUUUAUAUUUUUUUUUAGAUCCUCCCUUUCCUAUAGAGAUAAAAGUGAUUUAUCAUGGCAA